Molecule: messenger RNA, 1876 nt
Organism: Guillardia theta CCMP2712
Lineage: Eukaryota; Cryptophyceae; Pyrenomonadales; Geminigeraceae
Exons: 5
Coding region: 470-1681 (403 amino acids)
Source: RefSeq, a predicted model, not a curated record
CUGCACCGAAGCGGCGGCGCAAUGGCACAGAUGGGACAGCAAGCGACGUGCAGGUGCAGCUGAGAGGCUGAGACGAGAAGAUAAAUCACACACAACCCCUCAGCUCAUAGAUAAUCAUACCUUCGUCUUAGGCUCGCCCCCCUGUGGUUAUUGAACUCCCCGCAAUUGCUCCAACUGACAUCCUUCAGUUUGCUUUUUUCUGCUUCCUUUGUGCCAGGCGGUCGAUAGAAACUUAAAAAAACCAUUUCGUCGUAACGCCACAUCACCUACAACUGAAUACCGCUGCUGUGUUUAAGGCCUGGGGAUAAUUCGAUCUGAUUGACAAUAGUUGGUCUAAUAGCAAAAUUGAUAGAUAAUCCACUCCACCGAGUUUCAUUUACAAUAGGCCAGGUUAAAUUCAACAAAAGUUUCAUUUGGAAUGUUCCUGGACUAAUUUGUACUGUGCGAAGAUGCUUUGUUGAAAUUCAUCAUGGCAAUGCAGAACACGGCUUACCCCACCCCAGACCUAACAGCCAAAAGGCCCUCCGUCGCUCGAGGAAAUUCAGAUUUGUCAAAUCCUUCCCGAGAAACAUCUUCGGAAGAAGAAGAUAAAUAUGGAUCCUUGUAUACACAGGCUGGAACUAGACGUGUGACGGUGCAAGAUCUCGAAGGCGAUUGCUCCCUAACUUUCAUGAUGUUGGUACCUGAUACCUUAGAAGUUAUGCUUGAGCACAUUUCUGUGCGAUUUGGUUAUAAGAGUGGAAGAUGUUCAUUGUACACCAGAUAUGGAGCACCCGUGGAUAACUUGUAUCUCAUUAAGGACGAUGAAAUACUUUACGCAGCAGAUGGAGGGGAAUAUCCACAACAAUUACGCGAAGCUCUGCAUCCUGGUUUGGAUGAGAUAGGCCAAUGGAGAUCAGCUAUUAUUGAGAGAUAUCAAGUAUGGGGUUGGCCAAGAAUAGGACAAUUGGUCGGAGGUGAAGAAGUGAGGCUCCGUCUACAAACAGCAUUUCGUACCAGUGCGCUAAUGGGGGGAUUGAUCUUUGCAUUAGAUUUUUUUGCAUUCAUGUAUCCUCCUUCUCUAGAAGGGCCUCCAUCAAAUUGCUCUUCGACAGACCAUGCAGUACGAUAUCUGCAGGUAUGCGAUCUUGUUCGAGCAUACUUUUGGUUUGCUGGUUUGGGACUUGCACUUUCGAUGGUUAAUUUGAUGCUGGCAAUUCUUUUGAGUGUACAGUUGAAUCUUCUUCCUUCUGAAAGAGAUGUUUUCUGGUUUUUAAAGCAAUAUGGCCAUUGGUUGUUUGGAUGGCCCACAACUUGCUUAUUGUUUGCCCUAUGUUGCACAGCAGGAUUCAUCAUUAUUGGUGCUCUCAUAGUCUUUCCUUCUGAGAAGGAUUCGUGGGCUUUCGUGGGAAUAUCGUGCUGCUGCUUCUCUGGUUUGAUGUUCUUGUUUUUGACACUCUCGACCGCCACGUGGAGGCGCAUAAAUGGAAUGGACAUAAGAAAGGUGUGGCCAGGUGAUCCUUGGCUUGAGCAGACAGUUACCACCUCACUGAUGAGACCGCAUCGAAGUCGAUACGACUCCCUCACUUCAUUCCAAUCAGGCGUGAAUGCCUCAGGCAGUAGAACAGCUUCAGAUCGCUCCCUGCAAGACCCAUCAAACAUUGGAUCGAACGCGUCUGCUGCUCCGAAGCGCGAGCGGUGACUGGUAGACCGAGACUUGUAAAAUCUGCCGAGUUUGGGGUAUUUCAAACGAAAUCCAAAUUUUCAGUGCGCGAAACAAUGCGGCUAGGAGAAUCUUACCGUAUAUAUCUCACGCGCUGUGUGUAAGAAUGUGUACCAUUUAAAGGUGUGAUGCGUCGAAUAGCAAUGAAUGGAUAUUUACUAUCCUAGAAAGCUC